This is a messenger RNA of Schistocerca cancellata (South American locust), 1051 nucleotides long. Its product is annotated as protein PFC0760c-like. The transcript is spliced from 14 exons. NCBI's taxonomy places the organism in Eukaryota, Metazoa, Arthropoda, Insecta, Orthoptera, Acrididae. The record is from RefSeq and is a predicted model, not a curated record. Bases 178 to 984 code for a protein of 268 amino acids.
UCAGGAGGUCCACGUGGACAGAGACUAAAACGCGGACGUGGAAGACCUCGGGGACCUGGUCGGCUGUCUGCACCGGGACAUGAAAGUGAAAACGAAAACGUGCCACACCCAGGACGAAGACGUGGACCUGGAGUUCGACGUGGCGGUGGCGGGGGAGCAGAGGGAACGCCAGCUUCCAUGAGACCAGGGAACCCAGUUCAGGCAGAACCUGUACCAGGCUGUUCUCGUGACGAACCCGGUGCCCCACCAAGGUGUGGCCGUGGACGAGUUCACUUGCCGAGACCAUCCGGUGGUUACUCACAUCAGGGAGAGCCUGUUCCAGGACGUUCUUGUGAUGAACCGGGUCGCCCACCAGUCUAUGGUCGUGGACAAUUUCGCAUGCGAAGUCCAAUGAGUGAUCGGAGCAAUUAUUCUCUUAAUAUGGAGGUUGAUGAUGCCUCGGAAUCUUCUGAUGACGACGUUGUUCCAGUCAAUGAUGCCUCGGAAUCUUCUGAUGACGACGUUGUUCCAGUCAAUGAGUCAUCUGAUGAUGAGAGAAGUGAAAAUAAUGGAGAGCAAGCAGACAAUAAUGCUGAAGUGAACAAUUUUGAAGAAAUAAUAAUAAAUGACAAUGAUGAAGAUGCCGAAGAGCAACAGAACAUUAUUUAUGAUGAUGUAGGUGUCAACCAGCCAGAGAACAUUGUUCAAGAUUAUGUGGAUGUAAAUCAGCAACAGGAUUAUGUUGAUAAUAACCAAGGCAUAAACCAGGAGGAGUACUUUGUUAAUCAAGAUAUAAACGAAGACCAAAUGCAUGCAAACUGGAAUGAGCAAGAUCAGUACAUGGAAGAAGACAUUGGAGAAAUACCACCUCAUGAUGAGGAAAUGUUUGAAGAGGCAGAUGAGGACUCAGAUGAUGAGAUCGUCUUCAUUAUCGAAGUAGAAGAGAAACGGUUAUCCCUAACUACAUACACGAUAAGACGAGUAAGAAGAAGACGACAACAUUAAAAUAUCCCCCCCUGACAAUAUUUGCUGAGUUGCAGUAUUAUCAAGAAUACAUUUACAAACAUUGAAG